AUGGCUGCCGCUCUUCCCAAGAUUGAACUCACUGAGCGUGAGGGCCGACUGAGGAGCCUUCUCAAUGCCACUGCGAACAACAUGAACCGGUCGUCCACGCCGCCGCGCAAGAAGGUGGAGUUACGCUGGGCAGGUGGUUGGGUGCGCGACAAGCUUCUAGGAAUCCCGUCGCACGACAUCGAUGUAGCCAUCAACUCAGUGACGGGCGAGGAGUUCGCGGCGGAGCUGCGUCGGUACUGCGAGACGGACGGUGUCUCGCGGGAGUAUGGGUUGGGGCCAGAUGAUAUGGGGCGCCUGCACACGAUUGCGCGUAACCCGGACAAAUCCAAGCACCUAGCUACCACGAACAUCAAACUAUGGGAUCUGGACUUGGACUUUGUCAACCUGCGCCGCGAGUCGUACACGGCCGAUAGCCGCAACCCAACCGUUGAAUUCGGUACCGCUCAGGAGGACGCCUUGCGCCGCGAUGCCACAGUGAAUGCGCUCUUCUACAACCUGAAAACAGGCCUGGUUGAAGAUCUCGUGGGUGGGCUAGACGAUAUGAAGCGCAAACUGAUCCGCACACCUCUAGCACCGCUACAGACGUUCCUAGAUGAUCCGCUGCGCGUCCUGCGGUUGGUGCGGUUUGCUAGUCGGUUAGGAUUCACGAUUGAUCCGACCACAGAGGAAGUCAUGGCGGAUGAGAACGUGUUGCACAGUUUACUUGUCAAGAUCUCCCGUGAGAGGGUCGGGGUGGAGUUGGAGAAGAUGAUGAAAGGCGAACACCCCGUCGAGUCACUCCGGCUGAUUGACCGGCUCCAGCUCUAUCACGCCAUUUUCACCAACCCAGAGCAGCCCGACAUGGCCAAGCCCGACCUUAGCACCUGGGCUACUGCAUACGAGUGUCUCGACUUCCUAAAGUCUACUAAAAAGCCCGGCUCGAUCUACGACUUGCUCAUUACCGGCGAUGACGCAUCUUAUUACGCCUGGUCGCUUGUCGGCUUCACCCCUUGGACAUCACUGUCAGAUGCUCAGGUCAAGACUUUCAUGGACAACCACAACAACUCCGGAAGGAUUUUCCGUAGUCCGCCGACGCUCUCCUCGCAGGUGGCACGGGACGGUUUCCGCGCGCCCAACAAAUUGUGCGACCUCCUUAAUGGUUCCAUCCGGAACCGUGCCCAGAUACUCGAGUUCCGAAACGCUGUGCGCGACAAGGACGACAGCCGCAACGAGCGUGAUCGGAUUGGCAUGGCGAUCCGCUCAUGGAACUCUCAGCAUGGCGAAUGGAGGCUCCAGGUGUUGUAUGCGAUUCUGGUGGACGUCGCGGAGCGGGUUGGCCCCCUUACCGCCACGGGAGCGGGGGAGAGUGAUGCCGUCCUGGCCGAGUGGCAGGAGUUCCUCGACCACAUAGUCGAACUGGACCUGAUGGAUGUCUUAUCCAUCAAGCGACUGGUAGAUGGCAAAACGCUGAUGAGGGCGCUCCAAGCUUCUCCCGGGAGAUGGACGGGUCCGGCGCUAGAUGUGGCUCUGGCAUGGCAGUUGCGGAAUCCCGGGGUGGAGGACCCGACGGGCGCCAUUGAGGCGGUUAGGGCUCGGCGCGCAGAGCUAGGGAUUGAUUCUUCCUGA
Molecule: messenger RNA, 1605 nt
Organism: Dichotomopilus funicola
Lineage: Eukaryota; Fungi; Ascomycota; Sordariomycetes; Sordariales; Chaetomiaceae
Exons: 4
Coding region: 1-1605 (534 amino acids)
Biological process (GO): tRNA 3'-terminal CCA addition
Molecular function (GO): RNA binding; ATP:3'-cytidine-cytidine-tRNA adenylyltransferase activity; CC tRNA cytidylyltransferase activity
Source: RefSeq, a predicted model, not a curated record